Molecule: messenger RNA, 1569 nt
Organism: Trypanosoma grayi
Lineage: Eukaryota; Euglenozoa; Kinetoplastea; Trypanosomatida; Trypanosomatidae
Product: notchless
Exons: 1
Coding region: 1-1569 (522 amino acids)
Biological process (GO): ribosomal large subunit assembly
Cellular component (GO): nucleolus
Molecular function (GO): protein binding
Source: RefSeq, a predicted model, not a curated record
AUGCCAGUGCGAAAGAGGCAGCGCCGUGAUGUCGUUGUCGUCACAGAUACGGAGGCUAUCGACGGCGUUGAAACAAAAAAUGAAAUGGUAAUGGUACGACUCGUUGACGAAAACGGCGAUUUGGCCGGAACACAGAUUCUUCUUCCUGUUUCAGCGACACCGAAACAGCUUGAUGAAUUGCUGUGCUCUAUGCUGGGUGAAGAUGCACGAACUACGCCCUACGCAUUUUUCAUUGAGGGGGAGCAAGUCAACGCCAGUGUGCAAGAGACGCUAUUUAAGAAGCAGCAAGAAUCCUUCAUUGACAAGAUGCUAAAGGAGGGGAGGCGUGUCAGGCCGCAAGAUGUGGAGAAAUUACUGUUUGAGUUGCCAGAGGAAACAAUUAUUGACAUCCAGUACAAACCACAAGCCAAAUUUAGGGUUAGACCAGUGACACGGUGUGCAGGAACGCUUGAUGGGCAUAGUGAGGCUGUGCUUAUUGUGAGUUUUUCGCCUGACAGUGAGGUACUGGCAAGUGGUGGGGGCGACAAGGAGAUACGUCUGUGGGACGUACACACAUUAACUCCAACCGAGGAGCUCACCGCCCACAAGAGCUGGGUGCAGGUGUUGUCAUGGGCCCCUGAUGGGAAGCAUCUCGUGAGUGGGAGCAAAGAUGGUGUACUUAUUGUUUGGUCACAUGAUGGAGCAUACGGCAGCUUUAAAGGAAAGCAGCACAAGGCCCAUUCAAGCUAUUUGUCGCAUGUCUCCUGGGAACCACUACACAAGAAUACAGCCUGUGAUAGGUUCGUUUCUGCAAGUAAAGAUGCGAGCCUCAAGGUUUGGCAUACCAUUAACGGGUUUCAGUACUCUCUUUCUGGUCACCAGGCCUGUGUUACAUGUGUAAAAUGGGGUGGUGAAAAUCUGAUCUACUCGUCUUCACAGGACCGCAGUAUAAUCGUCUGGGAUGCCUCAAAUGGAUCCCCGCGUAGUAUUCUUCGUGGUCAUGCGCAUUGGGUAAACUUUGUCGCACUCAGCACCGAUCUCGUGAUCAGAACAGGUCCUUUUGACCAUGAGGGCAAUAAGUUUGAUUCUCGUGUGGAAAUGCAGCGACAUGCGGAAGCAAGGUAUAAAGAAGUUCUCUCGCGGAUUGGGGGUUACGAGUGCCUCGUUAGUUGUUCAGAUGAUAAUACUAUGUUCUUGUGGUCGCCACAGCAGCAAGUUACCCCUUUGGGGCGAAUGACUGGGCACCAAGGAGCUAUAUUUCACAUCCAGUUUAGUCCUGACGGGACCAUGAUUGCGUCUUGCUCGGCUGAUAAGAGUGUGAAGUUAUGGAACGCUUCUGAUGGAAAGUUUAUCACGACGUUUAGAGGCCACGUGGCCCCGGUGUAUCAUGUUAGCUGGAGUUUGGACUCUCGUCUCCUGGUCUCGGGUAGCAGGGAUUCUACCUUGAAACUGUGGUCGGUGUCUUCACGCGAGCUUGUCGAAGACCUUUCAGGCCACAGCGACGAGAUCUUCUCUACAGAUUGGAGCCCUGACGGCCAACGUGUGGCUACUGGCUCAAAGGAUAAGAAGGUUCUUAUUUGGGUUCAUUAA